CUCACAAAAUGUUUACUGACGCAGGCUCGGUUGUAUCUAUUCUAUUCGAGUUCAAUGGAUAUGCCAUUCGUAGGCGCCUGGACGAACCGAUCAAGCUACAUAUCAAUGAAACGGCAUAAUCUGUAAUUAUUGUAGUCACAUGGUAACGUUAUACGGAUAAACAAAGUAGUGAUCUGUAUAUACUGUAACAAAAAACAAGAACACGAUUAUGGGAAGAUAGACUGCUGCGGGUUUUCACAGUAUGUGGAAGAGGCACUUCGUUAACGUUACGGCUUGGAAGGCAACGCCUGGAUAAAGAAGUUAUUUUUCUCCUGCAUUCUUGGAUUUAAGAAUAUGGGUGUAACGUUACCUCAGCGGUGCAUUAAAGUGAUCUGGGUCCUUGGGUUGUUUUAUGGGCUCAGUGACAGUAUUGGAAGCUCAGUCUCACAACAGACCUCCCAGCUGUCCGCGUAUGAAGUGACCGUGCCCAGGCGGAUAGGAAAGCAGAGGAGAGACCUGGAUGGUGUGACCUCAAGCACGGUCUCCUAUGUCAUCCAUGCCCAGGGGAAGGACCACGUGAUCGUCCUGGAGAAAAACGAGCUGCUUCUCCCGGAUGACUUCACUGUGUACUCGUACGGGAAGGACGGCUCUCUGAUCACAGAGAGGCCCCGCGUGCAGGAUCACUGCCAUUACCAGGGUUACGUGGAGGACAUGGAGGGCUCGUCUGUGGCCCUCAGCGUCUGCGCAGGCCUGAGGGGUGUCCUCCACAUGGACAAUGGGAGUUUUGGGAUCGAGCCCCUGGAGUCCUCCACUGGCUUCCAGCACCUGGUGUACCGGCUGGAGGACGUGCGGACGGAACCGCUGAAGUGCGGGACGGCCCACUCGGAGACGGACCACACCCAAGACCACGACCACGACCACGACCACGACCCACGGGCGGUCCCCGUCAGCCACCUGCUCAGAAGGAAACGGGCUGUGCUGCAUCAGACGCACUACGUGGAGCUGCUACUGGUGGUGGAUAAUGACAGGUUUAACUACAUGAACAGGAACCAGACGGCCGUGCGGGAAGAGAUGGUCCAGCUUGCCAACUACAUCGACAGCAUGUAUGUGGCCCUAAACAUCCGCAUCGUUCUGGUGGGGCUGGAGAUCUGGAGCCAGGUGAACCCCAUCAACACGGACGGCAGCGCGGGGGAGGUCCUGGGCCGCUUCGUCCAGUGGAGGGAGCAGAACCUGGUGCACCGCCGCAGGCACGACAGCGCCCAGCUCAUCCUGAAGAAGAGUUUCGGGGGCACUGCGGGGAUGGCGUUCGUCAGCACGGUGUGCUCGCGGAGUCACGGUGGAGGAAUCAACGCGUACACCAGCACCAACGUCCAGGCCUUUGCGUCCAUCGUUGCCCACGAGCUGGGGCACAACCUGGGCAUGAACCACGACGACGGGCGGAACUGCCUCUGCACCGUCGGCAGCUGCAUCAUGAACUCCGGAGCUACCGGCUCCCGCAACUUCAGCAGCUGCAGCGCCGACGACUUCGAGAAGCUGAUCCUGCUGAGCGGCGGCAGCUGCCUGCUCAACAUCCCGCGGCCCGACGAGGCCUACAGCGCCCCCUUCUGCGGGAACAGGCUGGUGGACGUGGGGGAGGAGUGCGACUGCGGCUCCGAAAAGGAGUGCGAGAAGGACCCCUGCUGCCAGGCCAAGACCUGCAAGCUUACAUCGGGGUCGCAGUGCGCCGAUGGAGUGUGCUGCAAGAACUGUCAGUUCCUGCCGGGGGGGACGGAGUGCAGGAGCAGCAUGGACGAGUGCGACCUGCCCGAGUUCUGCAACGGCUCCUCCUCCGUCUGCCAGGGAGACGUCUUCAAGCAGGACGGCCACCCCUGCAAGGACAGCCAGGCCUACUGCUACAACGGGAAGUGCCGGCACUACCACAAGCAGUGCCAGGCCCUUUUCGGAGAGAAGGCCAAGGCUGCCCCGGAGCUCUGCUUCAAAGACGUCAACUCCAAGGGAGACCGCUUCGGGAACUGCGGGUACCAGGGUCACGGCUACAAGAAGUGCGAAAGCAGGAACGCCAUGUGCGGGAAGCUGCAGUGCGAGAACGUGCAGACGGUCACGGUCUUCGGCAUCGAGCCCUCCAUCAUCAAGACGCCCAUCGCCGGGACCACGUGCUGGGGGGUGGACUUCCGGCUGGGGUCGGACGUCCCCGACCCGGGCAUGGUGAACGAGGGGACCAGGUGCGAGGAGAACAAGGUGUGUUUGAAUUACCAAUGUGUGAACGUGGACGUUCUGAAGUACGACUGCAACGUGCAGGAAAAAUGCCAUGGUCAUGGUGUGUGCAACAGCAAUAAAAACUGUCACUGUGACAACGGCUGGGCCCCUCCCAACUGCGAGGCCAAGGGCUACGGCGGCAGCAUCGACAGCGGCCCCACGUGGAACGAUAAGGACACCUCCACCAGGGACGGCCUACUGGUCUUCUUCUUCCUGGUGCUGCCCCUGCUGGCCGUGGGCCUCUACGCCUUCUUCAGGAGGAACGAGCUGCGGCGGCGCUUCUGCAGGAAGAAGAGGUCCCAGGGCUACGAGGCCAACAGCAGAACUCCGCCCCCGAGCGGGCGGGGAGAACCCCAAAGAAGCAACUCCAACAACAUCGUCAAGGACGGACACCAGGUUCAGUUAUUACCACCUGAGGAGGUCGUACAGACGAGCAGGUCCGCCUCCGUGCCGCCGUAUGCCGCCAAGCCUCCCCCGCCGCCGCCUCACCCGCGGCCGCCCGCUGCAAAACAACUGGUGCCUCAAAGACCCGCCCCGCUGCCCCCGCACAGGUCCUGAGAGCAGGGGGCAGGAUCAGCGGGGGCACAUCACUCAAACUCUUCCCCGAAGCUUUCGAAACCGCAGUCAGCCAAAUCCAAAAUAGACACGCAGUCACUUGAAAGAUGAACGCUCCCUGCAAUAAGGAACUCUUGUCAACCCACGCAAGUCUCCAUUCGCUCUGAUGGCCUCUGAUGACCCUAAAUGCAAGGAGCGGAAAU
Molecule: messenger RNA, 2993 nt
Organism: Anguilla rostrata (American eel)
Lineage: Eukaryota; Metazoa; Chordata; Actinopteri; Anguilliformes; Anguillidae
Gene: adam9a
Product: ADAM metallopeptidase domain 9
Exons: 23
Coding region: 334-2793 (819 amino acids)
Biological process (GO): proteolysis
Cellular component (GO): plasma membrane
Molecular function (GO): metalloendopeptidase activity
Source: RefSeq, a predicted model, not a curated record